CUCAUUGUCUCGGCGGACAGCGGCAAUGCGAUCUCGAAUUCUUUAUUCUGUGAUAGUUCUCAUUUUCUCAACCGACGCCGACGCCCAGCCAACGGUCAGAAGCAAACUCGGAAAUGUUUACGGAGCCGUGGACAUCUCGACUGGAGUGCCUGUGGAAACCUUUCUCGGAAUUCCAUUCGCGAAACCACCGAUCGGCGAGCGGCGCUUUGCACGACCCCAUCCCUUCGGAGCAUUCGGAGAGCUCGACGCCACGAAGCACAGCCCCGUCUGUGUCCAAAGUAUUCACGCCCUCGGAGCAAACUCGAGCGAGGACUGUCUCUACCUGAAUGUAUUCCGAAAAGAGGGUCCUCUCUAUCAGACCGCUGAACUCCCGGUAAUCAUCGUCAUUCACGGAGGAGCCUUUGCUUCCGGCGGAGCGAGCACUUUCUCGUUCAGUGGGGUCCCACUCGCAGCGCACACGGGAGCCGUCGUCGUCACGAUACAGUACCGUCUGGGGAUCAUCGGCUUCGCUCAAAGCGAUACCAUCCCUGCUAAUCUUGGCUUGCAAGAUCAGCGGCUGGCGAUUCAAUGGGUUCACGACAAUAUCGCAUCUUACGGGGGCUCUCCGGAAAGGGUCACGUUGAUGGGGCCGAGCGCGGGAUCGAUGAGCAUCAGCAGCCACAUCAUGUCGCCGGAGCUGAGGGAUCGGAAUCUCUUCCAAUCCGUGAUCAUGGACGGGGGUGUCUUGGGUGGGAUUGUCGUCCCCAAGAGUGAAACCGUGAGGAGGUUGGUGCGCAUCAAUGCAAAACUCGGUUGUCCUCUGAGCGGCCAGCCGGCUCUCCGAUGCAUUCGGGACGUGAAGGUACAGGACCUGAUCGAGUAUUCGAUCGAAUCACCGAAAGCUGCGACAACUUUCAUUCCGACCGACGACGAGAGCGAUUAUCGACCCAAGAAUAAGGGUCCAGGACAAUUCGCGCCGGUCAGGAUGCUCAUCGGGACCGCUGAGAACGAAGGCGAGAUAUUCGUCAAAACGAGGAUCGACGAGAAGGCCGAGAUGCGAAAUUUCGAGGAUUUUCUCGUGUUGUGUCGAGAGUUGAGGGAUCUGUUUGACGUCAAGGUCGAUAUCGACAAUCCGGAUACCCGGGAACUAUUGAGGAAAUCGUAUUACGAGAAGCACGAAAAUUUCCGUAUUGCCGCCGCAGAGUUCGUCGGAGACAGCGUAUUCGUCUGCCCCGUGAACGAAUUCGUCGAACGAUUUUCGAAAUUCAACGGAGAAGUUUAUGUCUAUCGGUUCGACAGGCAGCUCGCUCAAACGUAUAAGAAGCUUCACCUGGACCCUCAAGGCGGUGCGAAACACUGGCAUCCGUACGUCCAUUUCUCGGGGAGUCUCCUGACCUUAGGUCCUUUUGCUCACUCAGCAGACGUGAAAUUUUCGCUCGAUUCACUGAAAAUGAUCUCUGAUUUUGUCGCGGGGAAGUCGCCCUCCUUCCGUGGUCUGCCAUGGCCGGCCUUCCCAGAAACUGGGGAAAUUCUAGUCUUCGAUGAAACUCCCUCGAGAAUUUACGGCCUGCCGAAGUUCGAGAACUGUCCAAAGCUGCUCUCUGCUGUCCCUCCCAAGAAGAUUGGGGGAGUGAAAGAAGAGCUGUAG
Molecule: messenger RNA, 1627 nt
Organism: Galendromus occidentalis (western predatory mite)
Lineage: Eukaryota; Metazoa; Arthropoda; Arachnida; Mesostigmata; Phytoseiidae
Product: acetylcholinesterase
Exons: 1
Coding region: 26-1627 (533 amino acids)
Biological process (GO): choline metabolic process; acetylcholine catabolic process
Cellular component (GO): plasma membrane
Molecular function (GO): acetylcholinesterase activity
Source: RefSeq, a predicted model, not a curated record